AUGGCCAACUCCAACCGGUGGGGGCCACGCGCGGGGCACGCUUCCGCAUGGGUUGUCGCAUCUGGCGUUGUCGACUGGCUUCUCGUCGUGGCCACAGCCAUUGGUGGCUUCUACCUUGGCAACAUUACGCCCACCAAGAGACCCUUCCAACUUGAAAACCCGGAUAUUUCGUUUCCAUAUACGAUCCAUGAAACUGUCAGCACACGAAAUCUAGUCAUUGCCACUGUCGUUGCCCCUGUGGCCACAAUUAUCGUUGUGUCGCUUAUCUCAAUCCCUGGCUUAUCUGUUCCUCCAGGCACGCCGCAUGCCCUCUUGUGGCGACGCAAGUUAUGGGAGCUAUAUGCCUCGUUGCUCUCAUAUGCUCUGGGCAUGGCAGCACAGUGGUUUAUUAUCAACGGGUUGAAAAACAUAUGCGGCAAGCCACGGCCAGAUAUGCUCGCUCGCUGCCAGCCAGACAUUCUGAACGUGGCGCAGUACGUCGUGGGUGGUAUUGCAAACAUAACUUCUAAUGGCCAGCUGGUCAGUGCCGAUAUAUGCACCAACAAGGACGCGUCUGUUUUGAAUGACGGCUUUCGCAGUUACCUGUCUGGCCACAGCUCUUCCUCGGCGGCUGGCUUGGGAUAUGUCGCGCUUUUUCUAGCCUUUAAAUUCGGCGUCGUCUUCCCAUUUACUACUCUACCAGCCGAUAGAGAGACUUCAGCUCUUGUCGCGUCAGCAUUUCCAAGCCGUAGCCCCUUUACAAGUCUCCAACAGGACAUGUACGAGCUCCACGACACCGGCCGCCCCGGUCUCCUCGAUGGCCACUCUCUCAUAUCCGGACAUACUCGGACCCGCAAAGAUGACAACCGCCAACUUCGCGCUUCGCCAAAUGGUACAAUGCUGUCUACAAGGCGGUCCGGAGCUGCCCCACCACUCUAUCUUCUUGUGGUUGCACUUGUCCCAUUUUUCGCAUCCAUAUUUAUUGCUGCCUCUCGCUGGUUCGACUUUAGGCACCACGGCUUUGACAUCUUAUUCGGGUAUGCAAUUGGCACUGUGACAACACUGGUUUCGUUCCGCAUGUACCAUCUUCCAUUGAGUCGAGGAGCUGGCUGGGCCUGGGGCCCCCGAAGUGCCGACAAAGCUUUCUGGGCCGGCGUCGGAAGUCACAGCUGGGCGGUACCCUGGGAGCAUUUGGCCGCACGUACACAUGGUGCCGAAAGCGACUACGAAUCGGCGGUACCUCAUAAUACUGGAUCAUCCGAAGCUCCCCUGUCACGAAGAGAUACUGCCUCGCGCAGAAGGGCAGCCCAUGAGGCAGCUAGUAACAGUGGCCUUGGUGACGACCUGGGAAACGCGGUCUAA
Sporothrix schenckii 1099-18 is the source of this 1341-nucleotide messenger RNA. RefSeq names its product PAP2 domain protein. The record is from RefSeq and is a predicted model, not a curated record. The transcript is spliced from 2 exons. Gene Ontology annotation, molecular function: phosphatidate phosphatase activity. Gene Ontology annotation, biological process: phospholipid metabolic process. The coding region runs from base 1 to 1341 and encodes 446 amino acids. NCBI's taxonomy places the organism in Eukaryota, Fungi, Ascomycota, Sordariomycetes, Ophiostomatales, Ophiostomataceae.